AUGCUCUUCGACCUAGGACGCGUCGACGAGAAGCUAAGACUCUGGCAACGUGCAGGACAACCACAUCGAGAAAGAAUUCCGCUUAUCGACUCACCCCAACAGGCCCCUACAGGUGUCAGGACUCUCACAGAAGAGGAAGGAAUUUCCCAUGAUAGAGCCGCGGCUCACGAAUCGGUCGAGAAACUCAAGGCUCUUGGUGGUAGGCCAUCCCGUGGAGUACAGGAAGAUGCAAUGUCCUAUCUACAGAGCAACGGAAGAUACCGAAAGGUCAAUAUGGGAGAGCACAUGCGUAGGGAACAGAUGAAAUUCGCAAAAGAGCUGGAGAGUUGGGAAUCUUUCCUGAAGGAGCUGGAUGGCGCCCCUGAAGGCUCGUUCAUGCACAAAGUCACAGCUGACGACCGGCGUAAUGUUGGUGACCGAAACAUAAAAUCCCAAGUGAAAGAGAAUAGGACCUGGCGAGCCUACUAUCAAUAUCAUAAGCAACAAGUUGCGGCCGCGCAGCUCAGGGUCGAUGCUUGUGUCGCGAGGAUUGAGUUCAUGGAAUCCAGAGAGACCGACGAUAGCGACAAAAUCGAUCAUUGGUCACGUGUAGCUUGCUAUAGGAAUCUCAGGCUUACUGUUGAGCAAUGGCCUGGUUGGCUAGCUGCGUGCGAUGAAUUGACAAGGGUUGAGAGCGAAUUCAAGCAAAUCUUCAAAGAAGCACUCAAGUCUCUGCCCAGGAAUUUCACCAACUUCAAGAAACAACAUGUUCACGAUUUCAUGAAUUUAAAGACACAGAUUAGAGAUGCAUGUGGCCAAUCGGCCUGGUCUAUGAGUGGGAGACCUUUGAGUGACCCUUUGGAUGAUCUCUUCGAUCAAGAGAUUCGGAUGUCCCAUUUGGUGAAUGUACUUUGGCAUUUUUCGCAAGCCAAGGACAGUGUAAACAAGAAACUUCGUGCAAAUAACGAGACUGAAAUCGGGAGUGCGCCCUUGUCGCAGCAAUCGGACAAAGUGCUGAACAUUUGGAUGGAGAGUAUUAUCAGUCAAUCGAAAUCCAUCAAGGUCCUGAUUCGGGAAAUAAGAUGUUGGCAGAAAUGCACAAACUUUUUCAAAGCAGAGCUUGAAAAAGACAGCGGCUUCCUGGCAAACCACGAGCUUCUCUAUGAAAUAGAGAGCUGUCAAAAGUAUGAGAGGAAAGCAAAGGAGCGUCUUGAGCUCGCUGAAGUAUUAUUGAACGAAUUUCAAGAGGGUUACGAUAAUCUCAAAGCGGAAAUUGCAAAAAUUCCGUUUUAUCAGCGUAAGAGAGAAGAAGAGGCCGGACUUGAUGAGGAAGCACUUAUUAAGAAGCAGUCAGCAAUCGCUGAGAAGCAGGCAAAACUUGCUAAGUCGACCAUCAUACCUCUGAAGCGACUUUCCAGAGCACAAAGCAAGCCUCAAGACCAUAAGAAUCUCAGAGUUGUUCGUUCAUAUGUGAGCCGUUCGCAAUCAAUCGAGAGAAUCGUUCUACGAAAUAGAAAGCGCAAAACCACGGAUCCACCUCUUGAGACACCACCAAGCAAGCGGAGAUGCAUUUAUUCGAUCAAAGACGCGAUGGAUGAUGAUAUUGAGCCUCCGAGCCGUCCACCUCCGUCUCUCGCCUCUCUUUCGACAGAAAAUCGAAAGCGUAAAGCGGACGACGACAAUCUACAGUCACGUAAUGAUGGGUCCCUUCGCCUAGACUCUCCAGAACUUGCUGCGGAGCGUGUCAACAAACAACCUCGUUUGAACAACGCAGAGCAUGUUGACCGCAUUGAGACACAAAAGCGGGUGGAUGAGGCGAAGAAUAGAAAACAGCAGAGACCUAGUGUUGUUGUACGAAUUCCCAGAAAAGCUCCUGAGCAGCCGAACCAAGCUCGUCUGAGGUCCUACUCUGUUCCACAAGGUACUGUUAUUGAUUCGAAAACGAUCAAGAAACAGACCACUCAAGAAGUAUUUUCACGUACCUACAAUUUACGUUCCUCGUCAACUGCUACAAAAAAGCCUCAAGUCAGUAAAAACGACGCGCAGACAGUCAAUGCGAAGACACGUGGAAACCAGAAACGCCGUGUUCCACCAAAAGACCCCCGAUCUGAUAAUUCCCCGGGUAGGAGCUCAAAGACAAGUGGAAAUAAGAAACGCCGUGUUCCACCGAAGGAUCCUCCGCCUGACGACAAUCUGAGGAGGAGCAAGAGACUCCAGGAAAAGGCAAUUCAAGAAACCUCAACUACUAUCAAACCCAACCCAAAGAUAUCCGGCAAGAUCGCGAAACCUCCAUCAUCGAGGCGGGGAGGAAAAAAGUAG
Molecule: messenger RNA, 2298 nt
Organism: Bacidia gigantensis
Lineage: Eukaryota; Fungi; Ascomycota; Lecanoromycetes; Lecanorales; Ramalinaceae
Exons: 2
Coding region: 1-2298 (765 amino acids)
Source: RefSeq, a predicted model, not a curated record